CUUCUGUACACUUUCACUUCCCCUCCGCUCUUCUCUCAUUCUCUCUCUCCCCUUCUCCCUCUUCAUUCUCUCUCUCUUUCUCCCUCUCUCAAUCUUCCUCUCUCUCACACACACAAAUACACGCCCGUUUGAAACCAAAUACUUUGCUUCAGCUUUGCACCUGCGGUGCGAGCCGGCUUCCUCGAUUCACAUUCCAUUGACAGAGGGGGAAUGGCCACGGUGCACAGCUGCGGGCGCCGAGUGACCGAUGAGGCAAACGGAAAGGAGAAGAGAGACGCGAUGGCUGAAGAGGAGGCCGGCCAGGAGACGAACCUCGGGGCCUACUCGCCGGUGGAUUACAUGAGCAUCACCAGCUUUCCACGGCUGCCCGAGGACGACGCGGGCUCCACUGAGAAUGUUCUGCGCUACCGCAAAGAGGACGAUUCAUCCCUUUGUGAUCCGGAUACAACAGAUCCUGACCUGUUCCUGAAAACAGCCCGCCUGCAACGCCUGCCCUCCUCCUCCUCUGAGAUGGGCAGUCAGGAGAUAUCGCCACUGCGAGUGACCAACAAGGAUCCAUUUUCUGGUGACUGCGCCUGUCGCCAGGAUGGCUUGACCAUCAUCAUCACCGCCUGUUUAACAUUUGCAAUCGGAGUCACCAUCGCCUUGAUUUUGCAGAUAUAUUUUGGAGACCCACAGAUCUUUCACCAAGGAGCAGUGGUUACAGAUGUGGCCCAUUGCUCUGCAGUUGGUACUGAAAUACUGAAUCGUGGAGGCUCUUCAGUGGAUGCAUCUAUUGUGUCUGCGUUAUGCCUCGGAAUUAUCCAUCCCCACAGCUCUGGAAUUGGAGGGGGUGGAGUCAUGUUAGUUCAUGAUAUCAGGAAGAAUGAAAGCUUCAUCUUUGACUUCAGGGAGACGGCUCCAGCAGAGGCCGAGGAACAGAUGCUCACACGUGGCUGGGAGGAUAAGCCUGGUCUCUUGGUAGCUAUCCCAGGUAUGAUACGAGGAUUUCACCAGGCCCACCAACUCUAUGGCAGAAUCUCCUGGUCUGAGUUAAUGUCUUCAGCAUCAAAAUUUGCACAGGAAGGUUUUAAUGUCAGUCAGGAACUUGCUAAAGCAAUUGAUCAAGUAAAGGACAAAAAUAUGUCGGAGAUUUUCCGCGAAAUCUUCCUGCCGUAUGGGCAACCACUGCAGCCAGGGUCUUUCAUGAAACGCUUGGAUCUGGCGGCCACUUUAAAUGCGAUUGGCACGGAGGGUGCUUCAGCAUUUUACACCGGGAAUAUUACCGAAGAAAUGGUUUCUGAGGUUCGGAGUAAAGGCGGAGUGCUCACUGCCGAGGAUUUUGCUAACUACAGCGUGAUUGUCAAGAAGCCAAUUGAAGGAUCAUACCAAGGUCGUUUUGUGCUCACUGCUCCACCCCCACAUACGGGACCCGCACUCAUUGCUGCUCUCAACAUUUUGGAAGGCUUUAACAUAACGACCCAGGCAUCCAGGAAUCUGACCUAUCACUUACUCACAGAGACAUUGAAAAUUGCCUUAGCUCUUGCAAGCAGUCUCGGAGACCCUUUCUUUGAUUCCACAACAAAUGAGGUGACAGAGAAGAUGAUAAGCAAAUUGGAAGCCAAUUCUCUGCGUCAGCUGAUUAAUGAAAGUGUGGCCUUCCCUCCAAACCACUACCUCCCCCUCUAUUCCCUGAAGACUGGGCCUUCCGCAAGCCAAGUCCAUGUUAUCGGACCUGAUGACUUCAUCGUUUCCAUUGUAAGCUCUCUGAACCGGCCCUUUGGCAGUGGGAUCAUGACAACCUCCGGGGUCCUUCUGAACAGCCAGAUGUUGGACUUCUCCUGGUCGGAUCAAACGCAGGACGAUCUGACAGUGAACAUGAGAAAUAUUAUUCAAGCUGGCAAAAGGCCUCUGUCCUUCUUGUUGCCGACCAUUGUCCGGCCAUUGCAAGGCGUGUGCGGAACGUACCUGGCCUUGGGAGCAUCCAGUGGAACCAAGGCCCUGAGCAGUGUUACUGAGGUCUUGUUGAACGUAUUCUCUUUCCACAAGCAACUGAAUGAAAGCCUGGCUCUCGGCCGGCUCUACGCCCAGCUCCAGCCAGAUGUUUUGCUCGUCGACAAUGAAUUUCCAGAGGAAGAUAUGGAAUACCUUGCGGAGAGAAAUCACACAGUGAUGAGAGAGGACAUCUUUUCCUUGGUCCAUGUAGCCAAGAGGAUAAAUGAUUUCAUCACUGGUGCCAAGGACCCCCGAAGUAGUGAGGCUGCGGUGGCUGUCAUCUCCUAGCUGAAAAACAUUUGUUUCCCCUCUUUCCCUUUGCUCUUUUGGUUCGCUGUGAUGUCAGAAAAAUGAGAGACAAAGGUUAGCAGUGAAGAACAAUGGUCGUGAAAAACAGUAAGAGGAGAAUCAAAAUCCUGGAUAUGCUACCCUUCAUCUUGAGCCUGGCUAUCACUGAUGUAUCGGACUUGAGAUGGCCACUCAUCUGCUGUUCACCAUUGUUGUCUGGAGUAGAACUCAUGUCAUUCUGCCUCAGAAUCAUUGUGAAAUAUAUAAUUACUUGGCAAUACUUUUCCUGCACACACCCCACCGUUCUCCCUGGUUUUCUCACUCCAUACUCCAGUGAUUCCAAGGAUUCUCAAGAUCCUGGAAGUGUUAAGCCAUCGUUCAAUUGUGAACCCAGUGAUAUAACUGACAGCGCUCGUUCUAGGAGGCAAUUGUUAGUUUCUUUAUGUUAUCCCACUGAUGUGCUGUGCUUAGAGUACAAUUUGUUAUAUUUAAAAGUUGAAGCUAACAAAAGUCUGGCGACACACACAAAGCGCUGGAGAAACUCAGCAAGUCAGGCAGCAUCUAUGCAUACUUAUGGCCAGCACCCCAACUGGGGCGUAGGCCAUGGACAGCAGCUGUCCAGAGUGCUCUGUCCUGGGCCAGUCUUUCAAGUUGUCCCAGGUGUAACCUAUUUUAUUUAUUUAUUUAGAGUACAAGUCCUUCUGCCCCCACAAGCCACAGUGCCAAGCAACCCACCUAUUCAACCCUAGCUUAAUCACAGGACAAUUUACAAUGACCAAUUAACCUACUAACUGCUACGUCUUUGGACUGUGGGAGGAAACUGGAGUACCCGGAUGAAAGCAUCAAGAUCUUUCCUCUCCCAGGGUGCUUCUGUUGGUGUUUCUUUCGCUCUGGGCUUUUAUGGAAUGGGGUUGCUAGCUGCAUGCCCAGCCUUCCUCAUUUCACAGCCAGGCUCGGGGCCACCCAUGGCAGAGUUUGGCAGCAUCUAGGGGGAGGAAUACACAGUCAAUGUUUGAUAAACGUCCUGAAGAAGUGUCUUGUCUUGAAACUAUGACUGUUUAUUUCUCUCCAUAGAUGCCGCCUGAGCUGCUAGGUUCCUACAGCAUUUUGUGUGUGCUGCUCUGGACUUUCAGCAUCUGCAGAAGUCUGCCAAGCUUUAACACAUCCUGUUGUGAUUACCCUGUUGACAUAGGAAUAUAGAAAACCUACAGCACAAUACAGGCCCUUUGGCCCACAAAGCUGUGCCGAACAUGUCCUUACCUUAGAAAUUACUAGGCUUACCUAUAGCCCUCUAUUUUUCUAAGCUCCAUGUACCUAUCCAAAAGUCUCUUAAAAGACACUAUCGUAUCCGCCUCCACCACCGUUGCUGGCAGCCCAUUCCACGCACUCACCACUCUCUGAGUAAAAAAAUUACCCCUGACAUCCCUGUACCUAAGUUGGUUACCCAGAGUAAUGGACUGGAAUGUCUCAGUGGGUAAUGGAGAAAUGCAGAGGAAUCCCCUAACCACGAGUGCAGCCCAUGCGUACUGACAGUGUGCUGUACUCAGUCUCCAAACCGCCCACUGCACCCACUACGUCCUCUUCAAUUUGGCCAUGGUGCAAAUCCACAGGAAGAUCAGUCACCCAAACUAGUCCCAUCUCUGCUUUGACCCCCUCCAUAUUUUCAGUGAGUAUCUGAAGGUGGCUCACUCAUGGGGAGCAGGAGCCACUGUCCGUGGGGGGGCCUCCCGACCAGCGCGGCAACACUUUGGAGGUGACCGGUCAUUUGUGGCGGCACGGUGGCGUAGUGGUUAACACAAUGCUUUACAGUACAGGCAACCUGGGUUCGAUUCCCACCACCGUUUGUAAGGACCUUGUAUGUUCUCCCUGUGACUGCCUGGGUUUGCUCUGGAUACUCUGGUUUCCUCCCACAUUCCAAAGACGUAGGUUAAUUGGCCCCAUGGGUGUAAUUAGGCAGUGUGGGCUCAUUACGCUAGAAGGGCCUGUUACCGUGCUGUAUCUCUAAUUAAAAAAUAAUAAUAAUAUAGAAGUUUACAGCACCAUACAGGUCCUUCGGCCCAUGAUGCUGUGCUGACUUUUUAACCUACUCUGAGAUCUAGGACCUUCCUGCCCAUGUAGUCCUCUAUUUUUCUAUCAUCCAUGUGCCUACCUAACAGUCUCUUAAAUGUCCCCAAUAUAUCUGACUCCACCACCACCUGACUGUAAAGGGGAAGCAGUUGUUCCUAAAAUGUUGAGUGUGCAUCCUCAGGCUCCUGCACCUCCUGCCUGAGAGUAAUAAUGAGAAGAGGCCAAGUCCUAGACGGUGAGCAUCCUUAAUCAUAGACGCCACCUGCGUGAGGUAUUGCUUUUUGAGGAUGUCCUCGAUGGUGGGGAGGUUUGUGCCCGCGCUGGAGCUGGCUGAGUCCACACCCCUCUGCAGAGUUUUCCGAUCCCGUGCAGUGGCACCUCCAUAAAUCACCAAAUGAACCCUGAGAGUCUUGGCAGAAAUCAGUCAUUUGGUCACGCUGCAUUUAAAUAAGAUAAGCAUUCCAUUUUGAAACUGUGCUGACACUGGAGAGGGUUCAAAGGUGGUUCGCAAGAAUGAUUCCAGGAUUGAAAGGCUUAUCCUAUGAGGACCGUUUGAUGGCUCUGGGCCUGUACUCACUGGAAUUCAGAAGCGUGGGGCGGAGGUGGGGGGAUCUCUUUGAAGCCUAUUGAAUAUCGAAAGGCCUCGAUGGAGUGGAUAUGGAGAGGAUGUUUCCUAUGGUGGGGGAGUCUAAGACCUGAGGACACAGCCUCAGAAUAGAGGGACGCCCAUUUAGAACAGAGAUGGUGAAUCUGUGGAAUUCGUUGCCACAGGCGGUUGUGGAGGCCGAGCCAUUGGGUAUAUACAAGGCAGAGGCUGAUCGGCUGUUGAUUAAUAAAGGCAUCAAAGAUUAUGGCAAAUGGGUUUGAGAGGGAUAAUAAAUCAACCUAGGUAGAAUGGUGGAGCAGAAUUGAUGGGCCAAAUGACCUAAUUCUGCUCCUAUAUCUUAUGGUCUUGCCCUUUUCCUGCACCCACCUCGUUCUAGGUCAUUGGCACCUAUUUUCUCCUGCCAGAUGGCGAUGAAUCAGUGGAAUUUAUUGCCACAGACGACUUUGGAGGCCAAGUCAUUGGGUAUAUUUAAGGCAGAGGUUGAUUAAUUCUUGAUUAGUCAGGGCUUGAAGGGAUACAGGGAGAAGGCAGGAGAUUGGGGCUGAGAGAGAAAUGAUGACAUGGCGGAGCAGACUCGAUGAGCCAAAUGGUCCCUCGAAUUCUGCUCCUAGAGAGAAAGGAGUGACAGAAAGUGAUUUCUACUAUUGUUCAUGAAUGUUGGCAGACACAUUCAUUUACAAGCAAGACAAGACCUAUGGCUAUUCAACCAGAAUUACUUUGUAGUUUCUUUCCAGUACACUUACAAACCGUUAAAGUUGUUUCCCUUUCCUCCUCAGUAGCUCAAUUCCACUGAACAUUUUCAAAAGUCCCCUUCAAUAAAGAUCACACUAAUUAAUUCAAAAUAGUUUUUACUUUUGGUUUUACUUCAGAGGUUUUCCCCAGCUUACAGUCGUCCAGCUUAUGAAUAGCCUGCACAUUCGCAUGAGCAAGCAUUUGGAGAUGGGUGGGAUGGAUUUGCUGGCCACAAUUUGUAGGCAUCUGCUGGAUGGGAAGUUGAUUUGCAACUGCAAUUCCUACUUGUGAAUAGUUUGCAGGAACGGAAUGCUACUGUAACCUGGGGAUGAUCUGUAUUUGUCUGUCAAAGUACAGUACAUGGCCUCUUGAAGUACACACGCAGUGGCCACUUUAUUAUGUAACUCCUGUACCUAAUACAGGGGCCACCAAGUGUGUGUUCAUGGUCUUCUGCUGCUGUAGCCCAUCCACUUCAAGGUUUGAUGUGUUGUGCAUUCAGAGUUACUCUUCUGCACACCACUGUUGUAAUGUGUGGUUAUUUGAGUUACUGUCACCUUUCCGUCAGUGUGAACCAGUCUGGCCAUUCUCCUCUGACCUCUCUCAAUAACAAGGCAUUUUCGCCCACAGAACUGCCACUCACUGGAUGCUUUUUUGUUUCUCGCACCAUCCUCUGUCAACUCUAGAGGUUGCUGUGUGUGAAAAUCCCAGGAGAUCAGCAGUUUCUGAGAUACUCAAAUCACCCUGUUGGGCACUAACAAUCAUUUCACAGUCAAAAUCACUUAGAUCUCAUCUCUUACCCAUUCUGAUGUUUUGGUCUGAACAACAACUGAAUGCUUUUAUGUCUGUAUGCUUUUAUGCAUUGAGUUGAUUUUUUGAAUAGAUAUUUGCAUUAAAAAGCAGGUGUUUAGAGUAUCUAAUAAAGUGGCCACUGAGUGUAUAUUGUACUUCAUUUGACUUUCCU
Mobula hypostoma (lesser devil ray) is the source of this 6629-nucleotide messenger RNA. Its product is annotated as glutathione hydrolase 7. Gene Ontology annotation, biological process: glutathione catabolic process. Lineage: Eukaryota; Metazoa; Chordata; Chondrichthyes; Myliobatiformes; Myliobatidae. The transcript is spliced from 16 exons. Gene Ontology annotation, molecular function: glutathione gamma-glutamate hydrolase. The coding region runs from base 211 to 2262 and encodes 683 amino acids. Gene Ontology annotation, cellular component: plasma membrane. The record is from RefSeq and is a predicted model, not a curated record.